Psilocybe cubensis is the source of this 507-nucleotide messenger RNA. RefSeq lists its product as uncharacterized. The transcript is spliced from 4 exons. The coding region runs from base 1 to 507 and encodes 168 amino acids. Lineage: Eukaryota; Fungi; Basidiomycota; Agaricomycetes; Agaricales; Agrocybaceae. The record is from RefSeq and is a predicted model, not a curated record. Gene Ontology annotation, biological process: Mo-molybdopterin cofactor biosynthetic process. Gene Ontology annotation, cellular component: cytosol.
AUGGCUCUCACACCGGCAGCAUCUGUGGAAGCCAGCCUCAGAGAUUCUCAAGUCUCAUGCAUUCUCACAUACGAACCUCUGGAUACAUACAAGAUUACUACAUCUGUUCAAGAUGUCACUUCAGGUGCAACUGCCGUCUUCAUUGGUACGACGCGUAAUUAUUUCAAAGGGAAAAUUGUUACUCGCCUCGAAUAUCAAGCAUAUUCUGCAAUAGCCAUCAAGACUAUGAUGAACAUUGGGAAAUCAGCUAUUACAGGGGCCUUUCGCUCACAACAUCAGCCACAUGCGAUUCAGCCGACGAUGCGAUGUGCUAUCCACCACCGACUAGGUACGGUGCCUAUCGGAGAGGCUUCCAUAGUUAUUGCGGUGUCUUCACCCCACAGAAAAGAAGCAUUCCUGGUCUGCGAGGAAAUUCUUGAGCAAGUAAAGCUUAAAGCGCAAAUAUGGAAGCGAGAAUACUAUGAGGGAGAGGACGAAAGUGAAGCAGAAUGGAAAGCAAAUUUUUAG